CUUAUUUUUUAAUAAUAUUUACGGCAUUGUCAUGCAGAUCACAAUCAAAGUGCUCAAAGGCCAGGACUGCACGAUCGAGGUCUCGCCGACAUCGACGAUUCUGGAGGUGAAACACCAGAUCGAGGCGGAACUGCAGAUAUCGGCGGCGAAUCAAAAGCUGUUGCUACUAGGACGUCCGCUGAACAACGAACAGACAAUUGCAUCCUAUCCCAAUAUUAAAGAGGGCACCAAGCUCAAUCUGGUGGUGAUAAAACCAUGUCUGAAGGACAGCAUCCUGAGGGGAUUCCGUAGGCACUAUCCGGAACUCCAGGCGGAGCAUCUGACCAAUGAGUUUAUGGCCGAUUUUGAGAGGAAAAUCAACGAGCAGAGCCUGGACGAUUUGGAGAGAUUGGCGGACAGUAUAGUCAGCAGAGCGGGCACAUAGCGCCACUGAACACCCACCACCCCCCAAAUAUGACGGAAGCUUAUCCUCACAGAAUGUUUUCAUUUCCCCCCUUAAC
Molecule: messenger RNA, 500 nt
Organism: Drosophila erecta
Lineage: Eukaryota; Metazoa; Arthropoda; Insecta; Diptera; Drosophilidae
Product: ubiquitin domain-containing protein DSK2
Exons: 2
Coding region: 32-424 (130 amino acids)
Biological process (GO): post-translational protein targeting to endoplasmic reticulum membrane
Molecular function (GO): protein binding
Source: RefSeq, a predicted model, not a curated record